This is a messenger RNA of Carassius gibelio (silver crucian carp), 1004 nucleotides long. RefSeq names its product C-type lectin domain family 10 member A-like. The transcript is spliced from 4 exons. NCBI's taxonomy places the organism in Eukaryota, Metazoa, Chordata, Actinopteri, Cypriniformes, Cyprinidae. Bases 242 to 727 code for a protein of 161 amino acids. The record is from RefSeq and is a predicted model, not a curated record.
AACUAGUGUUAGUUUACUGAAUGUGGAAAUGAAAAUAUAGAAAAGGGUAAAACUCAGAGAAGAAGAUAGUUGAUGUCUAAAAAUAUGUGAGCGUCGUACGAGGUAAAGUCAGAACAGAUAUCAAAGAUUCAACGCCACGAGAAUCCAGUCAUAUAGCACGGAUAAAGAUUCAAUAAGAGACUCAGAAGACCGAAUAGAAAGGAUUGUUGAUAUCUACGUCAGUGCAGAGGCUGUAAGAGACAUGAAACAUAAGAAAGAGACAGAAGACUUCAACACAGAAGAACCCCGAACACCUCGACACACAGGAAGUGAUGGUGUGAUGAUCAGAAGGUCCAGAGCAGCUGCAGUAGUGUUUGUGCUGCUGUGUGUUCUUCUGCUGACUGCACGCAUUAUACUGUGUGCCACCUUCACUCAAGAGAGACAACAGCUGCUGACUAAGAUCAUCAACCUCACUCAAGAGAGAAUUGAUCUUCAGAAGAAGUUUGCAGAUGGAUUGAAGUGUCAUCAAUCCAGUCUUUACUUCUUUUCCUCUGAGACGAAGAGCUGGACUGAGAGCAGAAGAUACUGUAGAGAGAGAAAAGCAGAUCUGAUCAUCAUCAACAACAGAGAGGAACAAGAUUUUGUGAAGAAUAAUUGUGGUUCUUAUCAUUUCUGGAUUGGUUUGACUGAUGUUGAAGAGGAGAACAGAUGGAAAUGGGUUGAUGGCAGCACACUGACCUCUGGGUGAGAAAUGACUGAACUGAACUGAUUAUUAUCUAAUAAAUGAUUGUCUCAGUCAGUAUCAUAUCACACAGAAAGCAGCUCUGAUCUAACUCUGAUCUGUUGAUGCAGGUUCUGGGCGUCUGGAGAACAUAACCAGCCAGACGACUAUCAGGGGAAAGAAGACUGUGCUAACACUCGUUCAUCAGGAUGGUUUGAUGCUCAAUGUGAUAGUAGUGUUAAAUGGAUCUGUGAGAAGAGUAUCCUUAAAUGAUACAUUAUAAUAAAAAUGUACAUAUAUGCAU